Rana temporaria (common frog) is the source of this 3015-nucleotide messenger RNA. RefSeq names its product APC membrane recruitment protein 2 (gene AMER2). The transcript is spliced from 2 exons. Gene Ontology annotation, cellular component: plasma membrane. Gene Ontology annotation, biological process: regulation of canonical Wnt signaling pathway. Bases 98 to 1774 code for a protein of 558 amino acids. The record is from RefSeq and is a predicted model, not a curated record. Gene Ontology annotation, molecular function: beta-catenin binding; phosphatidylinositol-4,5-bisphosphate binding. Lineage: Eukaryota; Metazoa; Chordata; Amphibia; Anura; Ranidae.
AACGGGAGCAGCCGAGAAGCUGCCAGUGAGAAAUUCAGCAUCAAGCAUCUGUGGGGGUCUGCAGGAGGAAGGAGGCAGGAUCAGGGAGAAGGCAAACAUGGACUUGCAUUGUGAUUCUGCCGAGUCCCCGGCAGCCGAACAGCCAUCAGGAAAGAUUAAUAAGACUGCUUUCAAAUUAUUCGGCAAGAGGAAAUCUGGCAGUGCCAUGCCAUCGAUAUUUGGGGUGAGGAACAAGGGAGAUGGGAAGAACACAGGCAACAUGGGUAUGGUACGCAGCAAGACCCUAGACGGAUUAGCUGAUGUUGUGCUGGAGAGCAGCAAGAAAGAAGAGCAAUGUUCAACACAAGCUGCUGCUGAUAUACCAAGCACUGACACAAACAGCCAGGCUGUCACCGACACCAGGGCAGAUAUCUCGCCCAACAGCUCGGUGGGUAAAUCCCACAGCUUCUUCGCUUUGCUAAAAAGAAAUGGGAGACUAGAGAAUGUGAAAGGGGACAAUGUGGACCAGAGAGCUGGCAGCAGACAAAAGAAAGGACUGAAGGGGCUGUUUAACAGCAUGAGAUGGAAUAGAAAAGAAAAGAAUUACAAAGACGAUAAAGAGGGGGCCACCGAAAGCCAACCUGGGCUCAUAUUGUCUGGCUCUUUGACAGCCAGCCUGGAAUGUAUUAAAGAGGAGAUACAAAAACCACUGUGUGAGCCUGAAGUACCUGCAAAGGCUGUCACAGCUGAUUUGCCCUGUGAGGAGCAGAGCGAGAUUGUAAACAACUCAACAGAGGCAAACAAGGAAUCCCCCUCAUUUGCACACCCCACUGACAAACCUGGGGAUACAGAGAGUAGCCCACAAGUGGACCAUGUCCGCCAACCGCCUGAACCAGAGGUGGAGAUCCUGCAGGAGAAGAAGGAUGAAAGACUAACAGGAUGUGGCGAUAUUAUUGCUGAGCCGGACGAUGAAGGAGGCAGCAGUAGCAGCAGCACCGCUGCAAGGAUUAUCCUUGGGAAUGGCAAGAAAGCUAUCCCCAGAAAGACCCCAAACAUUAUUGCCUAUCAAGGAGGAGGGGAGGAGAUGGCAAGUCCGGAUCAAGUUGAUGACAAUGACAUCCAAGAGUUUUUGGGAAUGAUACCCCAAGCUGAGGACACAAGCAAAGAGGUGGGAAAAGUGAGUAGACAGGCCUCAAGAGAGGACAAACGUUCUGAGAGCACAUGUGAUGGGAAUGGAGUGAAAUCAUUAUUGCCGAGACAGACUGCAACUAAUUCUAGUGAAAAAGGGGAUCUUAGAGGACGAGGAAAGGAGCAAAGAGAUUCUGUUCGUAACAGCGAUGAGGGUUAUUGGGACUCACCUACACCUGGGACAGAGGAAGAGCCUUCAAAAAGUACUGGGAAGAAGGCUCUAUCCAGAGACAGCUGCAGUGGAGAUGCUCUAUAUGACCUAUAUACAGAAACAGAUGAAAACACAGCAAGAGCGCAUGCGGUGGAGAAAAGACCAAGCCAACUUCACUCCAAGGCAAUCUCGCCAGUAACCACCACGUGCCCAACAAAAACAAACCUGCCAAAGGAAUCCAAAAUACCCAGAAGUAUCAAACAUCUGCCAGUUCAUCCUCCUAGCCAACCAGCUGAUACAAGUAGUAGCACCCCAACUUCACAACAUCCCCCUACAAAAAGUGAACUUCCCAGGACAAAAAUACCAGUUUCAAAAGUUUUGGUAAGACGGGUCAGUAAUAGAACCAUCACCGGAACCUCAGGUAAAACAGCUCUUCAUGAUCCAGCAAGGAAGUAGCGUAAACAAUGGUAGACAAGCCAAUCAGGUCGCUGUGAUUUGCUAUUGUCUUCAUGGGUUGUUGGCAAAUACAGGACUAUUCUUUUACCAUCAGCAAGAUGUCAAGGGCAACUCGGAUUGGUUCACUUUCAUUUUCUUUUUCAUUUUGUAACUCUCUUUUCAAGUUUCCAGUAACAUUUGGAUAUUUUAAUGCCUAAAUAAGCUAGAAGAUUUCUAAAGCUUUCAAUAUCAAAAUAUGAAUACUUAACACAAGUCUACAUUACGACUGCUGAUUAGUGAUGGAUUUCAAAUCGAAUCUGUUUUAACAGUCAGGGAUCUGGUCAAGCAAAAUUCAGCUUUAGCGCAACUGCAGAACCUUGUUGCCAAAUAUGAUGGUGCUGAUGUUUUUGGUUUUAGAGAAUGUAUAAAUUGGAGCAGGUAGGUUUAAUUAGAAGCGUGACAUUAACCUUCAGGCUAAAAUGUGUUCUAUAAUGAGAUGGUUCAUCUGUCAGCCACAUAGGUUAGUAAAGAUAAUUGAAGUGAUGACACAAAGUUAAAACUUUUUCAUUAAAAGACCUAUAUAAAAAAGAGCAAAAGGUUCAACUACGUAUAGAAACAAACCAGCCUUUAUUCACAGUUGUCAGAACUAAAAUAGUUGCUAUAAUUUAAAUAUUGCUAAUGCCUUAUUAAACAAGGUUUACAUUUUUUUUGUCAUUACUCAAAGGAUGUAGUCAUAUUACACACAAUAAUAAAACCACAAAACUAAUUUUUCUUAAUCUUGCAUGAUCUAUCAUCAAUUAAAGGAUGAUAAUAUUUGCAAGUGGGGCAGCUUCAAACUUUUGAAACACAGAGAACUUUAAAGCAGUAUUUCCCCAACUCUCCUGUCAACAUUUUUUGUAGUGUCCACCUGUACUACUAACAAUAACCACAUUUACAUUGCCAGUAUCCAUUUAGAACUCUUUAUUGCCUAAACCAGGGAGAUGCAAUUAGCUGACCUCCAGCUGUUGCAGAACUACAAGUCCUAUGCAUAGGUGUGCGCAGCCUAUUGCAUUAGGGUGUGCACCCCAAAGCACAAACACACAAUAAUGCCACAUGCUGUCACAGGGAGGAGGCUCUGAUGGUGGGAGACAGUUGAUUGGGAGCAUAUUUUGUUACAUCCUAAGUAUAGGUGUAACGUGUUCCUACAGUUGAACCUAGCCUUUAAUAUAAUGGGGUAAUUUACACUGGCCACUGGCACCCCAACCACCCACCUGGUGCCACCC